Chara braunii is the source of this 3168-nucleotide messenger RNA. Lineage: Eukaryota; Viridiplantae; Streptophyta; Charophyceae; Charales; Characeae. The record is from the annotation of a GenBank genome assembly.
GUAGUGCGCUUGGUAGGGGGAGUCUUCCGUCUGGGCGGAGCGGAUCACAUCGGCAGAUUGCCAAUUCGGCGGAGUUGGCGGGCAAGUAGGCAACGAGGUCGUGGAGGCGGAAGAGGCGACGAAGAGAGUGCGAGCGAGUGGGAGAGAAGGGGAGAGAGAGAGAGAGGAAGAAGACGAUGGCGUGCACUACCGCAAGAACGGUGGCGACGGCUGCCAUAGCUUCUUCCUCUCUGGCGGCGGCGGCGGGUACCGGUCGGAAGGAGCAGGUCUCUGCGACCGGUCCGUCGUCGAAGGCGCAGUUUUCGUCUUGGUCUGGUCUGAGAACAUACGGCGGGGCGCUUGGCCACGUGUCUAUGACGGAGAGAGGCAGCCAUAGCCACGCCAGGAGUAAGCACGAAUGCGGCGCAGCUCGCGCCAUGGCGGUCACAGUGAAGAAGCACGUCACUACCAAGUCCGAAGAAAUCUUCGAAGCCGCCAAGGGGGAGGAGGACGAAGACGUGGAGGAGCAGGAGGAGGACAAAGACGUGGAUGAGGAGCAGGAGGACGAUGAAGCUGUGGUGGAGGAGGAAGAUCAGGAGGACGAAGACAAGGAACACAACAACAAAGAUCCGAAAAAGAAAAAGACAGAAAAAGGGCGCCACAUGGCACAAGCAGGGGCAGGGGGGGGGAGGUUAUCUCAAGUACAUGACGACGACCAAGACGAGGGGGAGGAGAACGAGGGCGAGGAGAGCGAAGACGUGGAGGAGGAGCAGGAGGAGGACAAAGACGUGGACGAGUCGGAGGAGGACAAAGACGUGGACGAGUCGGAGGAGGACGAAGACAUGGAGGAGGAGGAGCAGGAGAAGGACGAAGAUGAGGAACACGAUGACAAAAAUCAGAAGAAAAAAAGACAGGAAAAGGGUGCCAGGUGGCACGAGCAGGGACGGCGGGGGGGGGGAGGAGGACGAAGACGUGAGGAGCGGGAGAAGGACGAAGAUGUGGAGGAGGAGGAGGGGCAGGAGGAUGAAGACGUGGAGGAGGAGCUGGAGGAGGGCGGAGAUGUGGAGGAGGACGAAGACGUGAACGAGUCUCUGAUCGAGACUCUGAAGAAAGGCACCAGCUUUGGUGCUCCCUGCUAUCUGGAGAACGUGCUUGCUAAGGCGGUGAUUGAUGCUGUGCCUAGCAUUGAGAUGGUGCGAUUUGUGAACUCAGGAACAGAGGCCUGCAUGGGGAUGCUCCGGUUGGCGAGGGCUUUCACAAAGAGAGAGAAGAUCAUUAAGUUUGAAGGGUGUUAUCACGGCCACGCUGACUCCUUCCUUGUCAAAGCCGGCAGUGGUGUAGCCACUCUCGGUCUACCGGACUCUCCGGGAGUGCUCAAGGAAUCUACGGCUGCCACUCUCACUGCGCCCUACAACGAUCUUGCAGCUGUCGAGGCACUUGUGGAGAACAACAAGGACCAGGUUGCAGCCAUCAUCCUUGAACCUGUGGUUGGAAAUGCCGGAUUCAUUCCGCCAAAGAUGGAAUUCCUCCGAGGCCUGAGAGAAGUGGCCACAAAGAAUAGUAUCCUCCUCGUCUUUGAUGAAGUCAUGACUGGGUUCCGAAUUGCAUAUGGCGGCGCUCAGGAAUACUUCGGCGUGACACCCGAUUUGACAACACUCGGGAAGAUCAUUGGUGGUGGUCUGCCCGUUGGUGCUUAUGGCGGGCGGCGAGAGAUCAUGGAGAUGGUGGCUCCUGCUGGUCCCAUGUACCAGGCUGGUACACUGAGCGGCAAUCCUGUGGCCAUGAUGGCUGGGAUCAAGACUCUGGAACGUCUUCGUAAACCAGGAACCUACGAAUACCUUGACAAGAUCACAUCCAGGUUGGUAGAGGGGCUGUUGUCGGCAGCACGCGAGACUGGUCAUGCUGCCUGUGGAGGGUCCAUCAGGGGCAUGUUCGGGUUCUUUUUUUGUGAAGGGCCAGUUCACAACUUCGAAGAUGCGAAGAAGAGCGAUACGGAGAAAUUUGCUAGAUUCCACAGAGGCAUGCUGGAGCAGGGAGUGUACUUGGCCCCAUCUCAGUACGAGGCAGGGUUUACGGGACUCUGCCACACGGACGAGGACAUAGACUUCACCAUCAACGCUGCUAAGGUAGUGAUGGCCAGCCUUUGAGGGGGAGCUGGGAAUAGGCGGUGCAGGCGAAAUCCUCCGCCUCUUUUUUCAAAUAAUAAUGGGUUGGAUUUCCUGGUCCAACGGUAGUACACACAUGGUCCACCUUGUGCUGCUGCUGCUGCCACUGUGAGGCUGUGCACAUUUUUGUCUGGCAUCAUGUGCAGUGAGUACUAAGUAGUAUGUACAGAGAAAUGGUUGCAUUUGUUAGGGCAAUUGCCGCAGGUUGCAGUAAAAGGGCUCACUACGGAGAUCCGGCGGCGCUUUUCCAGAGCUGAUGGUGAGAUAGUGUAAGAGAGAGAGGAUUGGAGAGUAGUCAAGCAGGAAAAAACAACUUUUGGAAAAAUACUUUGCGUGCUCAGUUAUGGAUUGAUCUUAUUGGUUCCUUGAGGUUUGUCUGCAGCAGGAGAUUACCAUGUACUCAGCUCCUUCACAUCCGAACAGUACAACAUUUGUGGAGUCCCCUCCUACAUUUGAGCAGUCCCACAUUUGAAGAAUCCCAAGUUUGUGGAGUCCCACAUUUGUGGUCUCAGAAAGUAUCUCCUUUGCGUACCCAGAUUUGCGGCGUCCGACAUUUUGAAGAGUCCCAGAUUUGCGGAGUCCCACAUUUGUGGGCCCAGAAAGUAUGCUCUUUCUUGGUUCUUUCAACUGCUUUGUAUGUACCACUUGGUGGUGAGUGUGUGGAUGGAAGGAUGGAUUUGGCAGACAAUGCACAUCCACAGGAGUGAGAAACAUAGUAGAACAGCUGAGAGCCACAGCCGAGAGCGCAGAAAACGCUUCUGUCGUAACCCAGUCCAAGGAGAGCACUCAGAGCACAUGUAUGCCUACUUUGAUGUCCGAGCAACUUCAACUCAGAAAAAAAAAAAAAAAAAAAAAAACCAUCUGUAGCCCCUAGCUCAGAUCUCCAGGCGUCUGUGCAUGCACGCAAAGGCGGCCAUGUGAAUGUGUGUGCAUGUAUGUGCAUGUAUGUGCACAUACAUACAUUGCUACAGACGUCUAUUCAGCUAGAACAGUGCACUUUGUGAAACAAAUGCAAAUGUACAUA